UCAAAAGUCAAAAACACGUCAACUGCUUUGUGCAUGAAAUUAUUUUUGUUUUUGAUUUGAUAAUUUAUUAGCUACUCUAUUCAUCAUCAUAUAAAAUGUUAAGGUACCGUGGGAAGAAAAAGGUUCUAGAUAAAGUCAAAGAACUAGACGCUUUCCCGAAAGUUCCUGAAGAAUACGUGGACAGUACACCGGUCGGCGGCACAUUUUCAGUGAUCACUUUUUUUAUUAUUUUGUGGCUUAUUUAUAGUGAAGUAACUUACUACUUAGACAGUAAUUUAGUGUUUAAAUUCAUGCCUGACACAGACAUGGACGAGAAGUUGCCAAUAAACAUAGAUAUCACUGUCGCUAUGCCCUGUUCUAAUAUUGGAGCUGAUAUAUUGGACUCGACGUCCCAAAGCGUUUUCGGGUUUGGAGAAUUACAGGAGGAGGAUACAUGGUUCGAACUGACUCAGGAACAACAAGAUGCUUUCGACGCGGUGAAAUAUUUGAAUUCGUAUCUAAGAGAGGAAUACCAUUCAGUAUGGAAGUUGCUUUGGAAGAAGGGCCAUGGUUCCGUGCGCGCGACGAUACCGCCAAGAAAAACUAAACCGAAUCGACGGCCAGAUGCAUGUCGACUGCAUGGAGUUCUAAUUUUAAACAAAGUUGCGGGCAACUUUCACAUAACUGCUGGCAAGAGCUUGCAUCUUCCCAGAGGACACAUACAUUUGAAUAUGUUAUUCGAUGACACUCCACAGAACUUCAGUCAUCGAAUAAACAGGCUUAGUUUCGGCAGCCCUGCCAAUGGUAUCAUUUACCCAUUGGAAGGAGACGAAAAGAUAACGAAUGAUGAUAGCAUGUUGUUCCAAUACUUUGUUGAAGUCGUUCCCACUGAUGUAGACACAACAUUUGAAUCUAUAAAAACCUACCAGUACUCAGUGAAAGAGUUGGAACGCCCCAUUAGUCAUUCCAAAGGGUCUCACGGAGUGCCCGGAAUAUUCCUGAAAUAUGACAUGGCUGCGUUAAAAGUCAAAGUAUAUCAGGAAAGGGAAAACGUUUUAACAUUUACAUUAAGACUGUUCUCCAUUAUUGGUGGCAUUUAUAUUAUAAUCAGUUUUAUAAAUACAAUAGUUUUAUCUAUAAGAACUCAGUUUUUCACAAAACCUAAACCUGACUAUACAGCGUAUAAGAAAGAGCCAAAACUUCAUCCGGUUCCAGCAAAUCCAUUGCUAAUUCCACAAGAACUAAGUAUUCCGGAUGGUUUACUACGGCAAUGAUAGUAUGUUUUCUUUAGGAUUAAAAUUUGUAUUGUAUAUAAGAGAUUAUUUUUAUGUAUUAUGAAUUAAUUGAAUACAAAUAAGCAAUAAUUUUAAUUGCUAAUAUUACUUAAUUCUGUGUAAAUAUGUACUUGUUUACCUAUUGUGAAAUAUGAGUGCUUUAGAUGUUUCUAUGUAAAUGAAAUUUUAUGAAUUUAUUUAACAUAUGCGUGGCCAUGGAAGCCAUUUCCUAUUUGUGUAUUUUCCCAUAGUGUAUUUCUCUCUAUCAUUCUAUUUUUCAUUUAUAAACUGUAAUAAAUAACAUGCCCAAACUAAAUGUUUGAUGAUGUACAAUAAAUUAGCAGAUUAAUUGAAAACUUUGAUGACUUACAAAGUUUAUUUUUCUACAGUUGAAAUGUUACCACUUAAGAGAGAAUUUUCACUAGUUAGCAUUUGAAUCAUAUUUUUACCAUUAAAUAUACAUGACAUAAAUGGGCUUUGGCUAAUCAAACUUCUUGCAAGCAUUGCAUAAUUACAUUAUUUUGAUUAAGUUAAUACUUUAACAUUCUGUUUUGUCUUUUAAAUAAACAUUCUCUCUCUUAUUAUUUGUAGGUACCUAGUAAGUAAACAAUUUUGUGACUGAUGUAUUCGAAUAAGAUAACUGUUAUUAGGGUGUUUUUAUAAACCAGUGAAAUCUUUCAAUAAUGUUAUUUCUAUGUCAUGUUACUAAGUAUAAUU
This is a messenger RNA of Ostrinia furnacalis (Asian corn borer), 1970 nucleotides long. RefSeq names its product endoplasmic reticulum-Golgi intermediate compartment protein 2. Gene Ontology annotation, cellular component: membrane; endoplasmic reticulum; COPII-coated ER to Golgi transport vesicle. The transcript has a single exon. The coding region runs from base 96 to 1253 and encodes 385 amino acids. Lineage: Eukaryota; Metazoa; Arthropoda; Insecta; Lepidoptera; Crambidae. The record is from RefSeq and is a predicted model, not a curated record. Gene Ontology annotation, biological process: endoplasmic reticulum to Golgi vesicle-mediated transport; retrograde vesicle-mediated transport, Golgi to endoplasmic reticulum.